UAGCCGCUGGACGUGCACAGGGUGUCGGAGGUGGGGGCAGGGGCAACUAAUAGACUUCCCUCUCUAUCUCCCAUCCAUGGGUGGCUGGGACAAUUAACAGAUCCCCCUCUAUCCCCAUCAUAGGGGGCAAUUAACUGACCCCUGUACCAUGGAGAGCAGGGGUAAUUAACAGACUCCUCUCUACUCCCCAUCCAUGUGGGGCAGGGGCAAUUAAAAAGACCACUGGGCCCCUCUGUCCCCCCAUCAUAGAGGACAGGGGCAAUUAACAGAUAACCGCUCCCAUCCCCUUCAUGGGGGCGGGUACAGUUAACAGACUCCCUCUUCUCUGAACAGAAGCAAAAUCAGCCCAUAGAGAAGAAAAACCCUCCCCCCGCCUCAGUGCCCUGCUCCCCACCAGGAGCCCCCCGUCCCGUCAGGGCCUGUGCGAUCCCCAGCAGCAGCAGGACCCUGGCCUCAGGGAUUCCCCCGCGGGCGGGGCGAGUUGCAGAGGGAUCCUGCUGCAGCUGGGGCAGCGCUGCGGCGCUAUUUAAAGGGCUCCGGGGACAGGCGAGCCCCGCUCAGCGCCCUACAGGAUGUUGCCAGUUACCAGCAACCGGGAGCCCCGCGCUCCCUUCAAGCAGCGGAAAUGCUUCGCUACCAGAAAACGCGAAGUGGCCGGGGUCCGCUCCAAGUUCCCCAGCAAACUCCCGGUGAUCCUGGAGCGGUACCCCAAGGAGAAGGUGCUGCCAGCAUUGGAUAGGACCAAGUUCCUGGUCCCUCAGGAGCUGACAAUGGGGCAGUUUGUGACCAUUAUCCGGAACAGGAUGGCCCUCAGCUCCACCCAGUCGUUCUACUUGCUGGUGGAUGGUAGCCGGAGCCUGGUCAGCAUGUCGCUCACCAUGGCUGAAGUGUACACACUAAAUCAAGAUGAGGAUGGGUUCCUCUACAUGACCUACGCCUCCCAGGAGAUGUUUGGUUAAGGCCGCUGGUUGCCUCAGACCCCAGCUCUUCUGAGAGGACCCAUUGUUGCCCACUCAAAUGUUGCUGCUUGGUAAACGGUGUCAUCCCACCCCCUCUGGUCAGAGUAGGAAUGAUAUUCCUACCUGGCCAGUGGGGCAUCUACCCUGGUGUGGUGAGACACCAAGGAACCUGCCCAUUUCCUCCCUUCCCCAAGUGGGUGACUGGAUAGCCUUGCUCCAAAAGGAAAGAUCUGACUCCAGACUGAGGGCCCCCCCUUUAGCCAAGAGCAAGUGCCUUUACCCUGUGUCAUGUGGUGCCCAUGGGAUGGUCCUUUCUGUGUUGUGGGGAUAGUCACACCUGCCAGCCUCUUGCACAGGUGCCAGUGUGAUUUAUCCCCACCCCCCAUUGUGAGACCAAUAGGACUCCAUUGCUCAAGGGCUAGUGUUAUAGGACACUGCUUGGUGCUGGCUCAGAGUUCCUGCUGUACCACCUGGGUCUGGUAAAGCCCAGCCUGUUCCUUCUGAUCUUGGGAUAGAACUCACAUGGUGGUAGCUUUUGGAAUAAAAGGAAGUAAACUUA
Molecule: messenger RNA, 1518 nt
Organism: Gopherus flavomarginatus (Mexican gopher tortoise)
Lineage: Eukaryota; Metazoa; Chordata; Testudines; Testudinidae
Product: microtubule-associated proteins 1A/1B light chain 3C-like
Exons: 4
Coding region: 573-959 (128 amino acids)
Biological process (GO): macroautophagy; autophagosome assembly; cellular response to nitrogen starvation
Cellular component (GO): autophagosome membrane; cytosol; autophagosome
Molecular function (GO): ubiquitin protein ligase binding
Source: RefSeq, a predicted model, not a curated record